This is a messenger RNA of Epithele typhae, 201 nucleotides long. RefSeq lists its product as uncharacterized. Bases 1 to 201 code for a protein of 66 amino acids. Lineage: Eukaryota; Fungi; Basidiomycota; Agaricomycetes; Polyporales; Epitheliaceae. The record is from RefSeq and is a predicted model, not a curated record. The transcript is spliced from 5 exons.
AUGCUCAGCGGCAUCUACAACAUGCAAAACCGGGUGCUGGAGAAGCAGAAGCUCGUCCAGCGCCAGGCGCACGUCCCUGUCUACUAUCGCCUGCCUCGCUCGAAGCUCUACGUCAACUCGUACCUCGUCCUCUUCUCGGCUGGCAUGGCUUGCACCACGCUCGGCGUGUACCAGCUCAUCAGGGGCAAGCCUUCGGAGUAA